AUGAAUAAAGAGGAGCUCCUACAACACCUCCUGAAUACCCUGUCUCCCGACAAUGCCUUACGGAGCUCAUCUGAACGGAGCCUGGUGGAAGCUUUGUCUGAGACAGGCGUUCUUGCAGACUGUCUGGAGAUCGCUACCGAACAAUCGUUGCCGUCUCAUAUCCGGCUUGUCGCCAUCACCUUCGUUAAGAACCGGAUCCGCAACUCGUGGUUCAUCUCGGAGCGUUCUCCGGAGCAACUGUUAGCACACCGUAUCAAGCCCGAGGAGAAAGAGCGCAUCAAAUACCACCUGAUCCCGGCAAUUCUCAGUUGCACAGGUAACCAGGCUGUUCUCAAACAGCUUACCUCCUCUAUGGAGCACAUUCUUCGUUUGGAGUCUACAUGGGAUACGGAGCUUCUGGAAUCGGCACAAAAGAUGCUCAGCGAGCACUCAGACAAUUUCGACUAUGUAUAUGCCAGCUUACUUCUGAUCUAUCAGGUCUCGAAAUACCACCGUUUUGAUGCCCUAGAAAACAGGACUUUUAUGAACACUCUUGUGGCUAAGUUUUUCCCUGCACUCGAGACACUCCUAGAAUCAUACAUUGCCCAGAUACCGUCCAACACCCAGGUGGCUCAGCUGAUUUAUUUGGUCCUGAAAAUAUACAAGUACAGCACUUACACUGAGAUGCCAAAUUACUUCACAAAUGACCUGAAUCUGCUUAGCAAAUGGUGCGGCUACAUGUUUCAGAUCAUCGAUUUGGACAACUCGGGUCUUCGGGAGCUCAACGCUGUUGAGCUGUCGAGCCACCCUGUGCCCAAGUGCCAAAAAUGGUCAUUUGCAAACCUCCAUAGACUGAGAACGCGACACUGCACUAAUGAAAAUAAUCAAGCACUGCAGCAGAACCUGAUUACGCAUUUUCUCCCCACAAUUCUCCAGCACUACUGGUCCGUCAUUGGCAGAUGGACACAGUCAAAGAAUGAGCAUUGGCUUAGCGAGGUGUGUCUCUACCACCUGGUGGCAUUCAUCAGCGAAUGCUUGCAGUAUGACGGCAUUUGGGGAUCCAUUAAAGAACAGCUCGAUCCGCUGAUCCGUCACGUGAUCGUCCCUAUGCUGAGCGCGUCUGAGGAGACCGUAGAGCUGUUUGAGGACGAUCCUCAGGAGUAUCUUCGGAGGUUCUAUGACAUAAACCACGAUUCCAAGACUGCAGACGUUGCUGCCAACGAGUUUGUGUAUGCGCUGACUUACAGGCGGUUUGAGGAGUCUGUUGUUGUGGUAAUGAACAUUUUGAAUGAGAUUUUCCAGAGCAGGCAGCAAAACCUGGCUGACGAGCAGAUUGCGCACAAAACUGAAGCCGGUUUGAGACUUCUCAGCAAUGUAUGGAUGAAGCUCAAUAAACCAAGCAGCCCAAUGAGAGAUCAGCUGGACGAGAUCACAAAGUCGUUCAUUCUGCCUCAGCUUUCGGACAGCAAGUACAAGUGGCUGCAGACCAGGGCCUGCGAGACAAUCGCCCUCACAACACAUAACUACAAGGAUAUUCAGCUGCUUUCGAGCGUAUUCCAGAAUGUGAUGAACUGUUUCGCGAAAACCAGCCCGCUUCCCUUGCGAAUCGAGGCUGCUGAUGCUCUGCGGUAUCUAGUCUCUUACGAGCCAAUUGCCAAUGAGGUGUCUCCUAGAAUAUCUCUUGUGAUGUCUGAGCUGCUUGAGAUGAGCAACAAUUUUGAGUUUGAGCUUAUCAACGAGAUCAUGGAUGAUGUAGUGUCGAAGUUUGCCAAGGACCUCGAACCGUUUGCCACGCAGCUGGCUUCCAACCUGAACACGCAGUUUUUGAGAAUUGCAGAGGAGCUGUUGAGGUUGCAAAACGUGGAUAGUGACAAACAAAGCUCAGAGGAGACGGAUAAAGAGUAUCAGGCUGCGUCGAUCCUGAAUACGCUCACCACCAUGAUCACCACCAUGACGUCUCAAAAGGAGAUAACUUUUGGACUAAUGAAGACGAUCGAGCCAGCUAUCAGAUUUGUGCUGGAGAACGGGCUUGCAAUCUUCUUGACGGAGAUUAUGGAUCUUCUGGAGUCCAUAAACUACACGUUGAAGGUGAUGAUCCCUGAAUCGUGGAACAUUUUCCAAUGUGUGAUGGACUCAUUUGAAAAUUACGGAUUCGAAUACUACGACAACUACGAGCCUUAUUUUGAGACCGUAUGCAUUCACGGGUUCAGAAAUUCGGACAUCGCCAAUGACAUGCAUUUGCAGCAGUUUCUUACUGCCAUCCUGAGGUUGCUCGAGACCGAUGACUACGAGUCGGAUAUUGGCCUUGUGGAAUUUGUUUACAACCUGCUUUCUUCUGUCAUUUUGUCGGUUGGCCCAAACAUCGAGCCGGUUCUGCCGCAAAUUUUACAACCAGUGUUGCAGACGGCUGCGAAAAUGCAGGCUGAUCCAAACGAUGACGACAUCUUUCAGGACACCCUUAAGCCGUUCCUGAAAAUAUUUAUUUCUUGCUGCUUCGUUCGUCCCGUGCAAACGUCGCAGCUGAUCGGUGAGCAGUUCAUGAAAUUCAUUGAGCUGUGGUUCAAUAACGAAAAUAGGCUCUCUACGGUUUUCGAUCUCAAGUUGCAGAUUCUGGCCUUGAUUUCGCUCUUGACGGCAGACACGGGCAUUUUAUCGAACUACAGUGAUGUGAUUUUGCACCGCUUGAUUGCGUGCUUUGAGAAACUGCCCGCUGCCAUCGAGAAGCGCGUCAUGCUUAUGAAACGUGACAUGGCAAUCACACAACUAGUCGAGACUGGUGAAUAUGACGGAGAAAUAUUUGGCGAGCACGACGACGAUGAAGAAUUGGACCAGCUCACAAAGGACUCGCCUCUGGACCCAAUCAAUGUGGUGGAGGAAUUUAAGUCGUUUGUCUCUAGAGAACAGCAGAGACUGAAAGACUUGCUGCCUCCUGAAAAGCAGCAGUUUGUCCAAGACCUGAUCAGUAAGUAA
Messenger RNA from Ogataea parapolymorpha DL-1, 2949 nucleotides. RefSeq lists its product as uncharacterized. The record is from RefSeq and is a predicted model, not a curated record. The coding region runs from base 1 to 2949 and encodes 982 amino acids. Lineage: Eukaryota; Fungi; Ascomycota; Pichiomycetes; Pichiales; Pichiaceae. Gene Ontology annotation, cellular component: cytosol; nuclear envelope. Gene Ontology annotation, biological process: protein import into nucleus. Gene Ontology annotation, molecular function: small GTPase binding. The transcript has a single exon.